AAAUAACAAGGGUAUAAGAGUCUUUUACCACUUAAUGAUGAAGGUAUUUUUGAAAAUGUCUCUUUAGUGAUGAUAAAAAUAAAAAGUGGUACAAUAAAAAUAGUAAACAUGUAAUUUCUCCAAUAGAUUUGUUAUUCUAUUAUCGAAGAAGAUGUUUCAUAAGAAAGAGUUUUCAGAUUUUAAUUUAUGUGUAAUAAUGUAUUUUCUUCGUUUUAAAUUUGCAAUCGUCUGCAUUUUAAUUAUCUUAAUUGUAAUAUUAUAUUUAUUUAUUUUUGGACGACAAGAGAUUUUGUAAUAUUAUAUUUUAUAUGAAUAAAAUAGUUGUUUAGAAAAAAACAAAAAAACUCCUACUCGUAAUUUAAAUAAAAGAAAAACAAACCAAUUCCCAGAUUUCAUUUCCCGCCGCAAUGUUGUUAACUCUCUCUCCUAAAACCCUAUCCUCUUCUUCUCCCUUCCCUCUUCACAACUCGCAAAACCCUAGACGCAAACCCCCAAAUCCAUCUCGAUUCAACCGGAGAUGCAAUCCCAUUUCCGUGAAAUCGGAAGCCCAGAUCGAGAGGGGACUCGAAUUCGAUCCCGGGGCGACGUUCUUCCGCCACGAAAGCGCCAGAGGCCGCGACCUCGGCGUGCUCUCCGCUUCGCUCUACAAGCGAUCCAACGGAAGCUUACGAGUCCUCGACGCCAUGUGCGGGUGCGGAAUCAGGUCGCUCCGUUACCUCGUGGAGGCGGACGCCGAUUUCGUGGCGGCUAACGAUGCUAACGACGAGAAUCGGAGGGUAAUCACGGAGAAUCUGAGUAGAAUCGAGAGAGGUGUUGGGGACGAGAGGAGAUGGGUGGUGACGCAUAUGUUGGCGAAUAAGGCGAUGAUUGAGAGGUAUAUGGUUGGUGAUUUCUUCGAUUUGAUUGAUAUUGAUUCGUUUGGGAGCGACUCUGCGUUUCUGAGAGAUGCGUUUAAUGCGUUGAAGUUGGGUGGGUUGCUUUAUUUGACUUCAACGGAUGGGUACUCUUCUGGUGGUCACAGGCCUUAUAAUUCGUUAGCAGCUUAUGGAGCGUUUAUUAGGCCGAUGCCGUUUGGGAAUGAGAUUGGGUUGCGGAUGCUUAUUGGUGGAGCUGUGAGAGAGGCUGCUCUGCUUGGUUAUCAUGUUACGCCUCUUUUCUCAUAUUAUUCUUAUCAUGGACCUGUGUUUAGAGUCUUGCUUCGGGUUCACCGUGGGAAGCUACACGAGGACAGGAACUAUGGUUUUGUCACUUUCUGUCAGCUAUGUGGCCAUUCUGAUACAGUGAGAUGGGAUGAACUUGGUCUGUUGGGAUGUCCCUGCAGUGAUACAAAGGCUUCUUCUUCGUUGGUAGUUUCGGGACCAAUGUGGCUUGGACCGCUUCAUGAUGGAUCGUAUGUUACCGAGAUGCUGGAUCUGGCUAAGGAAUGGGGAUGGGUGAGUGAAGGCACUGGCAUGGAUCUGGAGAAGCUUCUCAGCAUAAUGAUCGAAGAGAGCGAUCCGAGACUGCCACCCGGAUAUUUCAAGAUGGAUGAGAUGGCGAGCCGUGCGAAGAUGAACUCACCUUCGUUGAAGAAGAUGAUGAGUGCACUUGUUAAGGAGGGAUACGCCGUUAGCAGAUCUCAUAUAAUAUCCAAUGGUCUCAAAACAGAUUGUCCCAUGUCACAUUUUAUAAAGAUUGCCCAAGAUGAAUUGCAGAGUUGAUCUUCUGCUUUUAGUUUAUAUAGUCCAAGCUAUUUAACUUCAUCUCAAAUGAUAGUUCAUGAUAUAAAAUAAAAAUUAGUAGAUCUGUUGAAAUUCU
Brassica rapa (field mustard) is the source of this 1797-nucleotide messenger RNA. Its product is annotated as probable tRNA (guanine(26)-N(2))-dimethyltransferase. NCBI's taxonomy places the organism in Eukaryota, Viridiplantae, Streptophyta, Magnoliopsida, Brassicales, Brassicaceae. Gene Ontology annotation, biological process: tRNA N2-guanine methylation. Gene Ontology annotation, cellular component: nucleus. The record is from RefSeq and is a predicted model, not a curated record. Gene Ontology annotation, molecular function: tRNA (guanine) methyltransferase activity; RNA binding.